This is a messenger RNA of Sinocyclocheilus anshuiensis, 2755 nucleotides long. RefSeq lists its product as uncharacterized. The record is from RefSeq and is a predicted model, not a curated record. The transcript has 5 exons. NCBI's taxonomy places the organism in Eukaryota, Metazoa, Chordata, Actinopteri, Cypriniformes, Cyprinidae. Bases 1245 to 2093 code for a protein of 282 amino acids.
UGUGUGAAGUGAUUUUGUUGUGCUUGUUUGUGUGUGUGUGUGAUAUUGACGGCGCACUGCUAUUAUACAUAGUAGUUGUAGUCUAUUGAGCGAUUAAAACUCGUGUCCCUGCUGCAUUGAGUCAUUUCAUACAACUCCAUUUCCCACAAUUCCUAAGUAAUGCGCCCAUAAUUUCUACGCAGCUGCUAGUUGAGCGUGUUGACGGGAAAAAUUAAGCAGUAUUUUCAAGUCAUCCACGAAAACCCCAAACGAGCCUGUGAGGAAGAAAUGACAGAAGCAACUUUACCAAAUGAAAGUAAGGGAGAAACAAAAAAGAACAUGUAUAGAUACAACACCAAGUGGAAAAAGGAUUUUCCUUGGUUAAUUUUCGAUGCAGACCAACAGCUCUUGUUUUGUAGCUGGUGCAAGGAGGCUCCAGAAAAGAUUAAAGUAGACAACCCCUUUGUGAUGGGUAACAGCAUUUUUAAAAAGGAUAACAUAAAAAACACAGCACUUCCCAGCGUCAUCUGCUUGCAAGAGAUGCAUUCAUGGCCAAACAACAACCUGAGCGGGCUGGCACGCUGCGGCACACCCUCAGAUCCCAGGCAGCCAAAGCAGAUGAUGCUGCUUUCCGUGAAGUUAAAAUGAAAAUGAAUGUGGCGUAUUGCAUCGCUAAAGAAGAACUUCCUUUCACAAAGUUUAAACCGUUGAUUUUGUUCUGCAAAAAGAAUGGAGCGGAUAUAACGCCAUCUUAUGAUAACCACGUAUGAUGUAGAGAGAUAAUUUCUAUGAUAGUUGAUGAAAUGAAAUCCGAUCUGGCGGAUGAAAUUAGAGCAAGCCGCUACCUUUCUGUGAUGAUCGACUGGGACACGGACGCAUCGAACAAGGAAUGCGAAAUGGUCUAUGUUCGAAUCCUUCAGAAUGGAAAGCCAGCAAACAAGCUGGUCGGGCAACAGGAACUAAAAUACAGCCAUGCAUUAGGUGAGUAUAGGUUACUAUUAGGGUGUUUUUCAAUAAUGAGACAAUAAUUCAAACAAUUUAUGCAGAGUUCCUUGUACUUUUGAUUAAUUUAAGUUAUCUAUGUCAUUUAAGGAGUUCUACAAGCCACCAAGACUGCUUUUGAGCAGCUAGGACAGGAGACAGAUUGAAUAAACAAGCUAGUAGGCUUUGGAGCGGAUGGAGCUGCAGUGAAUAUGGGAUGACGUGGAGGUGUCACUGCCCUGCUUAAAGAAGAGGUCGGGAAGCAUGCAGUUCCAUUCCACUGCAUGCAUCACAGAUUGGAAUUGGCUAUGCUGACUGUCCAAAAAAAGGAGCCCAUGGUAGCUAAACUUUAUGACCUCCUCUUCUUGCUAUGGAAAACAUUCCACUAUAGCCCAAAGUCUCUGAGGGAGCUGCAGGCAUUGGGCAAAAUGCUGGGUGUUAACAUCAGUAACCCUUUCAAUGUCAAAGGCACACGUUGGAUUCCUCAUGUUGAGCGUGCAUUACAUGCACUUCUCAAAUCGGCUGGACAGAAUGAACAGGACAGCAGCCAGUAUGCUGCAACCCUACAACACAUGAGCAGCCUGUCUGCAUCUUCUCCCUCUGCUGAAAUGAAAGGCAGAGCUAAGAAGAUCAAGUGUGAGAUGGAGCGUGUAGAGUUCUGCGCCUUUUGCCACUUUAUGGCUGAUGUAUUUGCAGAAAUAGGGAGCCUUAGCCGUAUCCUACAGGGAAAUGACUUGAUCUUACCCAAGGCCUCUGCUGAGCUACAGAGAACAGUGUCUGAAUUGGAAGAAAUUAAGUUGAGGCCUAUACCAGGAGGGAUGUUAGAGAAUUUUCUUAGCAUACAGCGUGAGGGAGGGACUGUUACUUUUCAGAGUGUGGAGCUGAAAGGGCAAAUUCCCUUGACUGGUGAUGCAUUCAGCAGUCUCCAUGUGACAGCAACUGUUGACAUUGCAGUGGAAGAAAUAAGAUCAUGCUUCAGUUGUUUGCUGAAUCAGUCAGGGGAAGUUGAAGUUGAAUGCUUCAGAAUAUUCAACCAUGAUGCAUGGCCAGAGAGUCAAGCUGCAUUACUGGACUAUGGCAGGGCAGCGGUUCAGUCUCUUCUCCAACAUUUUGACAAGCUUCUUAGAAAGUGAGGGCAGAUAAGUGGUUAGGUGAUAUGUGUUUUAUGAAUCUAUCAAAGAAGAUUCAGUGUUUUAAUUUUACCAAGUUUCUGAUGUCUAAAUGUCCCCACACCAUAUUUUUUUUGAAGCCCCUAAUCAGGACCACCUUUGCAGACAGGUCAUACCUAGGGCUGUGGCAGACACUUCUUACCAAGGAGCCAUAUUGCUCAGACUUUAAGAACUUUCUGCACUUGACUGAAAAACUUGUGAUUGGCUUGUGAUGCCAAUCUCGUCCACUCAGUGUGAGCGAGGAUUUUCAGACCAGAAUCGAAUAAAGAACACUACCCUCUAUGUCUCCACUGCUGAGGACUUAAUCCGUAUCAGUGCAGAAGGCUGACCAUUGGAGGAAUUCAAUCCAAAUCGGAUAGCAGCUAAAUGGAUUACCUCUUCUAAAAGGGCCAGGAGACCAAAUACAAAAGAGUGGCCAGCAGACAUGCUAGAUCUGUGACACAUACACUCUGCACUAAACUAAAAAAAAGAUGCAACUGUUGAUAGUAUUAUUCUCAAAGGAGUUUCAUGGUAUAGGUUUGUUUGCUAGUUUGCAAAUUUAGUGUUUUAUUUAGAGCUUUUAUUUAGUGAUGUCUGCCCACAGAUCUAUUCUUACUUUGAUGUGUAAUGUUGAGGUGUAAGUGGUG